Aspergillus clavatus NRRL 1 is the source of this 675-nucleotide messenger RNA. RefSeq lists its product as uncharacterized. Lineage: Eukaryota; Fungi; Ascomycota; Eurotiomycetes; Eurotiales; Aspergillaceae. The transcript has a single exon. The record is from RefSeq and is a predicted model, not a curated record. Bases 1 to 675 code for a protein of 224 amino acids.
AUGGAUUCUACUCCUCAUUUCGACCCGGCCAUCAUGAUCGGACUGUCUGACGCGUCACAAGCAGCCGGCCAUGACAGCUCAGACAUCUUUGAGUGGUACCCGCAUUAUCAGAACUGCCAGCGUUACUUCCUGGAUCAUGCACAACAUAGCGUUUCCGUCCAGGCACUGUGUGCCUUUUUGAACAUCCGUCUACCCUUCCAACAAGUACCACAUCCCGUUUCUACUUCGUCAAGCGAAUCAUCCACGCCUUCUGCUGGGCAGACGUCGUCCUCGUCCUCUUCAUCAUCUCUUCCGCCCCCGUCUGUCUCGCUCAUCCCUUACAUCCGACGUCUCGUUGCUACUGGAAUGGAUUUCCCCGGGGUCCUCCAUGGUUGCUUUGGCGACGACUGGAGCGCGGGUGUAGGCGCGAUCCAUGAGCAAGAGCGUCGCAAUUACCUGUUCGCGGCAAAGAGCGGCGGCUGGGCUGCCGUGAAAAACGAUUAUGAUAUGCCUCCCUUUGAAACGAUACCCUUUUUACGACCUCUGCAAGGGCCGCUGGAUUCCGAAAUCGAAGCCGCCGAGAGGAGCUGGAGUGAGUGGCUCGCCAUGGAGGAUUGGAUGCUGGGGCCCCGCGCUCCUGAGGCUCUUCGAGAUUCCUCUUCCCAUGUGUCGCGUCCGCGAAGCUCGAGAGGCUAG